This is a messenger RNA of Lasiosphaeria miniovina, 593 nucleotides long. RefSeq lists its product as uncharacterized. The coding region runs from base 198 to 500 and encodes 100 amino acids. Lineage: Eukaryota; Fungi; Ascomycota; Sordariomycetes; Sordariales; Lasiosphaeriaceae. The transcript has a single exon. The record is from RefSeq and is a predicted model, not a curated record.
AGGCCUUGGCGGACACAGCUGAAUUGAAUGAUGGGAAAUCGGGCCCGAAAGCGCCGCCAAGGAGAACAAGACCAAAUACAUACUUGGAAAAUAUGGAAAUAGACACGUGUGACAUGACAUGACAUUGCCCUUCUGUCAAUGGAUGGCGAAAAAGUUUCUCUCAACUGUCUACACUAUCUGCAAAUAAACACCACGCCAUGUCUCCAGGGCAGACAGGCCAAGUACCUACCUGUACCCCCUUUCCAAAUCCGAACCAACGGUUUAGAAAUCCCAUAUUCACUGUCAGUUCGAACAAGGAAAACAAAAUAAAACCAGUAUUACCACGGCCACAUGCGAGUGAAGGGCAACAUCAAGCUAUAUGUAUUCAAACAAGACCCAAGAAUACGCCUAUAUGUAUGUAUGUAUGUAUGUGUGUAUGUAUUAGGCCCCUUGCUGUUUGUUUGUUUGUUUGCCCACCAUGGAUUCCAUCCCAUCCCGACUCCUCUUGCUAUGAAGAUUGAUUUGGCUUGUCUACAUCAAAAAGAGAAAGAAAGAAGAAAAUAAAAACAAGAACCCGUAAUACCUUUCCCCACAUAUUAUUUCGUCGUGCCCCU